Gongylonema pulchrum is the source of this 1608-nucleotide messenger RNA. The record is from the annotation of a GenBank genome assembly. NCBI's taxonomy places the organism in Eukaryota, Metazoa, Nematoda, Chromadorea, Rhabditida, Gongylonematidae.
AUGCAACUGCGAACAGUCAUCUGUAAAUUUUCUUUUUUAACGUUGUCGCUAUUGUUGUUAUUUCAUUGGUACGCGCCACCUCGCCGUCGAUACUUUACUGUCGCUUCUGAGCUCGUCUUAUCAACGCAGCUUUAUAUCUCAUAUGGGCCUGUUACCACUCCAGCGGCGUCCGUGCAUAGUAGCCAGCAUCUGGAAGCUACUUCGUCCGUUGAUGAAUCUGUUGAGAGUAGUGAAGGGUACACGGUGGAGAUUUCACUGGAAAAGGAUCCAAACAGUGGUCUUGGCCUCACGUUGGUCGAUGGUAAUCUGAAUGGAGUGAAAGGCGUUUAUGUAAGAUCGGUUUCGGAAGGAGGUGCUGGAAAAAGAGGAGGAGUGAAUGUUGGGGACCGAAUACUGAGCGUUAAUGAUGUAUCGCUUGUCGGUCGCGACAGGCAUGCCACGGUUGAUUUGGUAAAACAAGGUGGUGACGUUGUCCGGCUGAAGAUUUUUAGGCUCGUUUAUUCUCGUAUUCAUGCAUUAGACGCAAUAACAUCAGUUUUUGAUUCGAGCAGCAAUAAGGACAAGCCGAACAGCAUUGCCCAAAAAGAAAACAAAGUCCAUUUACUGCCUGGCAGUGAAGUAUCGAGGUCACGAACUCCACCAGCACCGAGGAAAUUGUCAGGACUUCCGAAGAAACGCGCUCGAGCAGUAAGCGACUUUGGCACCGUUGGCGAUGCUUUUCCCGAUCUGAACAGUGAAGAUUUGCUGGCAAAUAUUAGAAGUGAAUCGAGAUUAGGGUAUUCACGUUUGGAGAAACUAUCUAGCGAAGGCGAAGAAGGCAGUGUUCGAGAUAAUAUUCCUGUGGCAUCGAUGUACAAUUUUGAAGGUGUCGAUGAUGAAAUGGCUGAACAGGCGCCAUCGGAAGCAGUGGAUUCGCGAACACAUCUUGCACUGAAGACGAAUGAAAAUGACUGGUCAAAAGCGAGCACGAAAGUGGUACAGCAGAAGCGUAAUUAUGAGGAUCCGAAUCUUGACUGGGCUGAUGAUCUGGUUGAUGUUGUUGAGCCAGUACGAUCCGGUCUUUCAGUCGUCACGCUUGCUCGCAAUGAAGGAGGGAGUCUUGGUUUUCAAAUUGCCUCCAGUGGUGGGAAUGUGUACGUGAAGCAAAUCACUGCUGAUCCUGCCCUGUCUUGCUCAGAUAUUCGAGUGGGAGACAAACUUGUACAGGUAAAUGGUGAGAGGACAGAAAAUUUAACCCAUCAACAAGUUGUGGAUCUUUUGAGAAAGGGAGGCGACACAGUCUCAAUCGGCCUGCAGCGUUCAGAGAAAGAACUGAUUAUUACGCCGGGUAAUGAAAUUGAGCAGAAGGUGCGCGUCGUCCUCGAAAAAUCUCAGGCCGGUUCGCUGGGUCUUAGCUUGGCAAAGAAGACUGGAUAUGAUGGAAUCUACAUACGUAUGAUAAGCAGCGGCAGCGCUGCAGACAUUGAUGGGACGCUGCGCAUCGGUGAUAAAAUCCAAAAAGUGAACGGACAAGCAGUGAAUAAUUGUACACCAGGUGCUAUUGUGGAUAUGCUAAAAGCGGCAAGCAGUCCAGUUGAAAUAAUUGUAACGCGAACGGGCACGAAGUAG